AAGUGCUGUCAAGCUGUUGUACUCAUCUCUCUGUCUCAGAGUACAUGCAGUAAAAUGGCAGAAGCCAGCAUUUCAGUGGCUCAUGAGCAGUUCAGCUGUUCUAUCUGUCUGGAUCUACUGAAGGAUCCAGUGACCAUUCCCUGUGGACACAGUUACUGUAUGAACUGUAUUACAAACUUCUGGAAUCAGGAUGAUCUGAAGGGAGUCUACAGCUGCCCUUGGUGCAGAAAAACCUUCACUACAAGACCUGCUUUGGGAAAGAAUGUGGUGUUUGCUGAAAUGGUGGAGAAACUGAAGAAGACAAAACUCCAAACUGCUGUUCCUGCUCACUGUUAUGCAGGAGCUGGAGAUGUGGAGUGUGACAUCUGUAGUGGAAGAAAACACAAAGCUGUCAAGUCCUGUCUGGAGUGUCUGAACUCUUACUGUCAAAAUCACCUUGAACAACAUGAGAAUUUCUUUCGAAAUAAGAGACACAAUCUGAUGGAUGCUACCAAACGAUUCCAGGAGAUGAUCUGCCGUCAACACAAUAAGCUCCUGGAGGUUUUUUGUCGUACUGAUCAGAAGUGUAUCUGCAUGUUGUGCACCAUUGAUGACCACAAAAACCACGACACUGUAUCAGCUUCUGUCGAGAGGACUAAAAAACAGAGUCACUUGGAGGAGACACAGAAAAAAUACCAACAGAGAAUCCAGGAGAGUGAGAAAAAGAUUGAGGAGUUGAGAAGAGCUGUGGAGUCUCACAAGUGCUCUGCACAGACAGCAGUGGAGGACAGUGAGAGGAUCUUUACUGAACUGAUGCACUCCAUUGAGAGAAGACGCUCUGAGGUGACACAGCUGAUCAGAGAUCAGGAAAAAGCUGCAGUGAGUCAAGCUGAAGGACUCUUGGAGCAACUGGAACAGGACAUUACUGAUCUGAGGAGGAGAGACGCUGAGCUGGAGCAGCUUUCACACACACAUGAUCACAUCCAGUUCCUGCAGUCUUUCUCUGCACCUCCUGGAUCUCCAGUCUUACCCAACAUCACUGUCAGUUCUCUUCUGUCUUUUGAUGAAGUGAUAAAAUCUGUCUCUCAACUGAAACAACAACUGGAGGAUUUCUGUAGAGAACACAUGGAAAAGAUAUCUGACAGAGUAACAGACAUUGAAAUUAUCACUGAUGAACCCAAGACCAGGAAUGAAUUUCUACAAUAUUCCUGUCAGUUCACAGUGGAUCCAGACACAGUGAAUAAACAUCUCCGUCUGUCUGAAGGGAACAGAGUGAUUACUUACACUGACACACUCCAGCAGUAUCCUGAUCACACACACAGAUUUGAUUUUUAUCCUCAGGUGUUGUGUAGAGAGAAUGUGUGUGGACGCUGUUACUGGGAGACUGAGUGGAGUGGGAGUUUUGGUGUGUUUAUAUCAGUGUCAUUUAAGAGCAUUAGCAGGAAGGGAUAUGGUGGUAAGUGUGGAUUUGGACGAAAUGAUCAAUCCUGGAGUUUGUUCUGUUCUCCCUCCACUUACACAUUCAGGCACAAUGACAUAAAGACUGAUCUCUCUGUCUCCUCCAGCUGUUGUAGAAUAGGAGUGUAUGUGGAUCACAGUGCAGGAACUCUGUCCUUCUACAGCGUCUCUGACACACUGACCCUCAUUCACAGAGUCCACACCACAUUCACUCAACCUCUAUAUCCUGGGUAUUUAGUUAAUCAGGGAUCAACAGUAAAACUGAGUAAUGUAAAAUAAUAGAUAAUACAGAGAUUCUACAAAUAAUACUGUCAUAUCACAGGUGUGAGAAGAAUUAUAAAUCACUAUAAUGGCAAUGAGUGAGUCUCUUUCACUCGUUGAUUCAUUUCGUAUAGUGAAUGUCAUCUAGUCAGGACCACACAAAAUUUGCUCCCACAGAUUUCUGCAAAGUUUUAACACCUGUCAUUAAAUUCUUAC
Messenger RNA from Myxocyprinus asiaticus (Chinese sucker), 1914 nucleotides. RefSeq names its product E3 ubiquitin-protein ligase TRIM16-like. The record is from RefSeq and is a predicted model, not a curated record. NCBI's taxonomy places the organism in Eukaryota, Metazoa, Chordata, Actinopteri, Cypriniformes, Catostomidae. The coding region runs from base 55 to 1716 and encodes 553 amino acids. Gene Ontology annotation, molecular function: protein binding; zinc ion binding. The transcript is spliced from 6 exons.